Molecule: messenger RNA, 5437 nt
Organism: Ctenopharyngodon idella (grass carp)
Lineage: Eukaryota; Metazoa; Chordata; Actinopteri; Cypriniformes; Xenocyprididae
Gene: disp1
Product: dispatched homolog 1 (Drosophila)
Exons: 8
Coding region: 516-5015 (1499 amino acids)
Cellular component (GO): membrane
Source: RefSeq, a predicted model, not a curated record
UUGCGGUGUAGGCAGCCUGGUUGGAUGGCUUCAUGGAAGCGCUGUAGUAUGUUGCGUCGCGUAGAUGGAGUGUUUGAACGCGCUCCGUUGUUCUCAGCAAAUGCGUGAUCUAACUCGCUCCUUUCGAAAGGAUUACAGCGUUUUAUUGUGAUUGAGGAAUAUUAUUCGGUCUCCGCUUAUGAAACUGUACUUUUCGAGCAGAGUUUAAGUUUGUUUACGGAGUUUCGGACGCGUUUGUUUGGAUGUUUGUGGCGCAAAAGUUUGUCGAGUCCAGAAGUAAAUAACGCGGUUUAGAGACACUGUUGGCGCUUGAGCAGAUGAUAUAUUGAAACGAUAAUGCGCCUGAUGAAGAUAUCUGCACAUAAUAUAUGAUUACAUCUUAGCCUGUCUCACUAAAAGGCUCUUUUAAAUCAGUUUUGGGUUUAUGUAAUGAGUCUAAAAGGAAUGGAAAGCUGGGAUCUGUCCUAAUCUCUAUUAAGUCCUGAUCAGCGUGUGGUCCGUGGGCAGGAAGGAUCAUGGCCCUGAGCGAGGGCUUCACCGACCUCCGGCCCCUCAGCAACGGUGGAUCCUCGACAGCUUACCCUGCCACAAAUGCCAACGAAAACCCAGACGAGGACCAGGGAGUAUCGGCGUCCACACAGCCUGAUGAGCAGACCCAGCUGACGCACUCGGGGCAGAACGGCGGGCUGAAAGCGAACGGAAGCGCGUGUCCAUCUUCGCCGAGCUCCUCUUCCACAGAUUCUCAGAGGUUGGCCGUUCUGUUGCCCAACGCCCUGCCGCCAGCCUGUUGUGUUUACUGCUCGCCGCGGCAGCCCGUCUGCUGUAAUGGGAACCAGCAGGAUUGCGCUCUCUUCCAGAGCGCCGUGUCUCCCGCUGCGCUUCACAUGGGCUCCUGCUGCGUGCAGGGCGUGCGCUGUUUCUGCAUGCAGCAUCACUGGCAAGAGCAUCUCCAGAACCAACCCAACAUGGCCACGCUGAGCCCUCCAAGGCCUUUCCGUUUUCCCAAAAGUUAUGCGGAGCUCAUUGCUGAUUGGCCGGUGGUGGUGUUGGGGGUGUGUACCGUUCUCAUCGUGGUUUGUGCCCUGGUUGGUAUCCUCGUGCCCGACCUGCCUGACUUCUCAAAUCCACUGCAGGGAUUUGAACCGAGGGGCACCGCAAUAGGCCAGCGACUUGUGACAUGGAACAACAUGGUGAAAAACACAGGAUACAAGGCAACGCUGGCCAACUACCCCUUCAAAUACGCAGAUGAGCAGGCCAAAAGUCACCAAGAUGACAGGUGGUCCAAGGAUCACUACGAUAGAAAGAAAAGACAAGCAGAAUGGGAUUUCAGUAAAGACAGUUUCUUCUGUGAUGUACCUGGUGACAGCUAUUCCCGAAUCGUAUUUGCCUCUGCAGAGGGAAAGAACUUGUGGAAUAUACAGGCAAUAAAGUCCAUGUGCAAUUUUGACAAUACACGGGUUCGCUCCCAUCCCCAGUACUUGGAUUUGUGUCAGCGCACCACUGCUGCCUCCUGCUGUCCCAGCUGGACACUUGGGAACUACAUAGCCGUCCUUACUAACAAGUCCUCCUGCCAAAAGAUCACAGAGCGAGACGUUUCCCACACCCUAAAAAUCCUGCGCUCCUGUGCAAAAUAUUACCACAAUGGCACCCUUGGUCCUGAGUGUUGGGACAUGACCACCCGUAAGAAGGACCUCAAGUGUGGCAACGUGCCACGUAAGUGUACAAAAUACAAUGCCGUGUAUCAGAUUUUUCACUUUUUGGUGGACAAAGACUUUCUGAACCCAAAGAACACGGACCACCUUCCACCUAACCUCAAGUACAGCAUGCUGUUCUCUCCCACAGAGAAAGGAGAAACAAUGAUGAACAUUUACUUGGACAACUUUGAGAACUGGAACUCCUCGGAUGGGAUCACGACCAUCACAGGAAUAGAAUUUGGCAUCAAGCACAACUUGUUUCAGGACUACCUGCUGACAGAUACCAUGUAUCCCGCGAUAGCUAUUGUGAUCGUGUUGGUGGUUAUGUGCAUCUACACAAGGUCAAUGUUCAUCACCCUUAUGACCAUGUUUGCUAUCAUCAGUUCGCUGAUUGUCUCGUACUUCCUGUACCGUGUGGUCUUCAACUUUGAUUUCUUCCCCUUCAUGAACCUCACUGCGCUCAUCAUAUUGGUGGGAAUUGGCGCAGAUGAUGCCUUCGUGCUCUGCGACGUCUGGAACUACACAAAGUUUGACAAACCCAAUUCUGAGCUCUCUGAAGCAGUCGGCGUCACGCUUCAGCACGCGGCGCUCUCGAUGUUUGUCACCAGUUUCACCACAGCCGCUGCCUUCUACGCCAAUUACGUGAGCAACAUCACUGCCAUCCGAUGCUUCGGUGUAUACGCUGGUACCGCCAUCUUGGUUAACUACAUACUGAUGGUCACCUGGUUGCCAGCUGUGGUUGUCCUACAUGAGCGGUACCUGGUCAACCUCUUUACAUGCUCUCAUUCACAACACCACCAGACGCAGGGCAUUGCGACGUUUUGGAUAAGCCUGUGCCAGAUGGUCAACAAGUGUCUUUUUAGCAUCUCGGAGGCCUCGCGGAUUUUCUUUGAGAAAGUUUUGCCUUGGAUCGUGAUCAAGUUGCGCUACUUGUGGCUCUUGUGGUUCCUGGCUUUGACGGUGGGUGGUGCCUACGUUGUUUGUGUGAAUCCCAAGAUGAAACUGCCUUCUCUGGAGCUGUCAGAGUUUCAGGUGUUUCGUUCCUCCCAUCCCUUUGAACGCUACGAUGCAGAGUACAAAAAACUCUUUAUGUUUGAACGGGUCAACCACGGGGAAGACCUCCACAUGCCGAUCACCAUCAUUUGGGGAGUUACUCCAGUUGACAGUGGAGAUCCCCUGAACCCCAAAAACAAGGGUAAACUGACACUCGACACAACCUUCAACAUUGCGAGUCCUGCAAGUCAGGUGUGGAUUCUCAAUUUUUGCCAGAAGCUUAGGAACCAAAGCUUUGUGUUCCAGUCAGAGGAACAAGACUUCACAAGCUGUUUCAUGGAGACUUUCAAGCAGUGGAUGGAAAACCAAGACUGUGACGAAGCUUCUGUCUAUCCCUGUUGUAGUCAGUCCACGUUCCCUUACCGGCAAGACGUCUUUGAGUUGUGCAUCAAAAGGGCCAUUAUGGAGCUUGACCGAAGCACCAUCUACCACCUUGACAGCAAGACUCCAGGGCCAAGGUUUGACAUCAAUGACACAAUUCGAGCAAUUGUGCUCGAGUUUCAAAGUACCUACCAUUUCACUCUGGCGUACGAGAAGAUGCAUCAGUUUUACAGAGAAGUGGAUGCUUGGAUUCAAGAGGAGCUGACGGAUGCUCCUGAGGGACUGAGCUACGGAUGGUUUGUAAGCAAUCUGGAGUUCUACGACCUACAGGACAGCCUUUCGGAUGGGACUCUUAUCGCUAUGGCAUUGUCGGUGGUGGUGGCCUUCAGUGUCAUGCUCCUGACCACCUGGAAUAUCAUCAUCAGCCUCUACGCCAUCAUAUCCAUCGCCGGAACCAUAUUUGUCACUGUUGGGUCGCUGGUGCUCUUGGGUUGGGAACUAAAUGUGCUUGAAUCAGUGACUAUCUCAGUUGCUGUAGGUCUCUCUGUGGACUUUGCUGUUCAUUACGGCGUGGCGUACCGCCUUGCCCCGGAACCAGACAGAGAAGGGAAGGUGAUUUUCUCCUUGAGCAGGAUGGGCUCGGCUAUAGCUAUGGCAGCACUCACAACCUUUGUAGCCGGUGCGAUGAUGAUGCCAUCCACAGUUCUGGCCUACACUCAACUGGGCACGUUUUUGAUGCUAAUCAUGUGCAUUAGCUGGGCCUUUGCCACCUUUUUCUUUCAAUGCAUGUGCCGUUGUCUGGGUCCUCAGGGCACCUGUGGACAGAUUCCUUUGCCAAAGAAACUCCAGUGCUACACCUUUACAGAGCACACGUCUGAAAACCAAUCUAAUCCCAGCCUAGGUAAACUUGGUGCUUGCUACACGACCAAGUACCAGAUAGAUAACACAAGAACUGAGGGUCGACAUGAACACUAUGAGCUUGAACCCUUGGCGUUGAAUGUCAGAAAUGAGGAAAAGGCCUCCGAUGAGGAACAUGAAGCAUGUACACAGUUGCACAACGGCAUCACUCCUAAUCACGCAACUUUGUGCGCACCCCACAACACCGACUCAAGAGAACCCAACCCUGAGCUUGAAAAUGGCUUAGAACUUUCACAUCCCCAUCAGUACCCUUAUAGUACAAGGUGCACCUGUGAGAACUGUAUGCAUCAUUAUAUGAGGGCGCGACAAAGGACUACUUAUCAUCCUUGCAGCCAAUCUCGAGAAACCCCAUGCCCCGCUAAACAGACCAAUCGCUUACCUGUGGGUCAGAACCUUCAGCCCUCACGGGAUACGGUACACACUCCGGCUAACUGUGGCCACUUCCAACAUUGCUCACAGAGCCAAACAUCAAGGCCAGCUCCUCACAGAUGUUUCCCUGGAGGCUACAGCAUGCACACAGUGCACCUUUUGCAUCAGGCACUGUUGUCCGAUACUGCAGUGCACGAUGAGUCUCACAUCAGCGCUUGUAGCCCGAAUUCGCCUCUACCAGAGAGCCAGAACAUUCCAGCUAACAUUCAGUUUCCGGAUGUUCAGUGCUGCUCUUUGCCUGACACAACUCGAAUCUGUACUGUUAAUCAUGAUACACAGAAGACAGGGGACCUAGCAUUAAAUUCCCAGACCCCUCAAAAAAUACCAUCGAACCAUAUAAAAACAAAAGUAAAUGGCACUUGUGUUUUAAUACAGGACAGUCGUGAGAUUCGCGAAACGAUUCCAGCGGUACCGGAAGAAAGUGUCAAAUGCAAUGACAAAGACAAUAAUGAAAGGGCAGAGCCUGUCUCUCCCAAAAAAAUUAACUGUUUUAAAAAGACUGCAAAAGUGAAGUGCAAUUCUGUAGAGUUUCACAAGCCAAAAACCAGUGUGCCUACUAUUGCCAUUAAUUCAAAAGCCUCAUCUGAGAGUUUAUGCUAACAUGUGAGUAAAAUGUGAGUGUUCGAUUGCGAUGAGAACAUAUUGCAAUAUUGUUAAGAUUUAGCAUCUGGUUGUUUCCUGACAGGAAAGAGUUCCUUGACAUUAUGUGCAUGAGAAUGCUGACAUGACGUCAAGGAAAACAUUUAUAUUUUAAACGAAGUUUGAUUUAAGAAGACACUAUUUUGACCCACUGGCUGGUAUUUGUGUGACAUCUCAGUGUUUUUAGAUUAUUUUUUUAAUAUCACUUUUUCAUGAGAUCAGAAAAGCAUAUUCAGAAUUUAUUUUCCUGCACAUUUCAUAUGAACUUGUAUAUAUAUUUUUGUGUGUAUUGUGUAUGUAUUUGAGUCAUGCACUUUUUUUGUUGAUGCUGAUUUGAAUGUUUCGCCUAUAAAGUAAACUUCAGUAGUUUAUGCAAUGGUGAA